Myxozyma melibiosi is the source of this 1056-nucleotide messenger RNA. RefSeq lists its product as uncharacterized. The transcript has a single exon. NCBI's taxonomy places the organism in Eukaryota, Fungi, Ascomycota, Lipomycetes, Lipomycetales, Lipomycetaceae. The coding region runs from base 1 to 780 and encodes 259 amino acids. The record is from RefSeq and is a predicted model, not a curated record.
AUGCUACUUCUGCAGGUGUUGAUCUUGACGAUGUGUUCGCUGCGCCAGAUAUCGGCAAAGGAAUGGGUAGCGUCCAAUAUCUGCUACAUUGGCGAUAUGGAAAGAGACUUCUGCUAUAAUCCCGAGUGGCAGACAAUAUCUGAAGAAAGCUACUGGCGCGUGGACGAAGAAGAGAAGGUUAUGUAUUACCACGUACCUCAGAAUGUUAUGUAUUACUACAAACCGCACGAGCACAGUCGAGGAGGAUUCAGUUCUGUGGACCACAAGUCCACAAGUGGACUUGCUCUGUCGUGGCUUGCAUUGAGUCGACGUCCGUCAGAUUGGCUUGGUAGCUCCUGUUCUAUAUUCAACAGUACUACUACCCUCGAAUGGGUGGCAUGCGAAGGGUUACACGUUGUGGGAUUUCUCAUCGCCAGCUUGGGUGUCAAGACAUUUUCGUCUCUGAUAUCCAAUUACAUCGUCAAACCGUUCUUAGGUCGCAGUCCAGACGUGAGUAUCGGCUUUGGUGAUGAAGAUGAAGAGGGGGAUCAUAUGCGUGUAUCAGUAUCAACUUUCAGGGACGGUGAAUCAGUUUCGAGGACGUACUAUGAUGUUGGGGAGUUUACGGCCAAUUGUGAAAAGCAAGAUUACAGCGUGCAGCUGCGAGUCGAUAUGGAUUCAGGCGUUGCGGAGACAGUAUGUGUUUCUUGGUAUGAUGAAAGGGAGAAAGGAUUUGUUAUGAGUGUAAGAUGGACAAACAGAUUAUCUACAGAUGGCAAUGAUAUAACUUUUAUUGGUUGAAGAAGAAAAAAUUGACUUGAUAUGACUACUACUACUAGUGAAGUAGGCAGUGAGCUGAAAACAUUUUCUUCGAGCUAACUGUAUACACUGUACUUCACCUAAACAUCGCUUACAUGCGUCAAGGUCUCUGCUCAUGCACAGUGACGGCGGACUUCCGGGCCGGAUUGCGCAAAAUCACACUGGACCUGGCCAUACUCACCUGCAGCGAGGGUGCUGUUCGGAGGAGUAUUUGCGAGGCGGAAAACUGUCUUCUUAUCUUUGGAGCCGAAGGUGGCC